This is a messenger RNA of Anguilla rostrata (American eel), 1847 nucleotides long. Its product is annotated as probable alpha-ketoglutarate-dependent hypophosphite dioxygenase. The transcript has 7 exons. The record is from RefSeq and is a predicted model, not a curated record. The coding region runs from base 482 to 1411 and encodes 309 amino acids. NCBI's taxonomy places the organism in Eukaryota, Metazoa, Chordata, Actinopteri, Anguilliformes, Anguillidae. Gene Ontology annotation, molecular function: phytanoyl-CoA dioxygenase activity. Gene Ontology annotation, biological process: fatty acid alpha-oxidation.
UGUGACGAUAGAUAAAAGAAACCCUUCUUUUUCCUGGCAGUCACACCUACAGUUCGCUUUCAUAAUUCAUGGGAAAGUAUCGUAAUUCACUUCCUGGAAAACCCCUCGAUUCAUCGGAUGGACGAACAGUAUUUAAGAUUCCCUGAUCCAGCUGUAGCAAGCAUCCUUCUCUCAGCUCUCACAUCAGCUCACCCAUCACUUGGGAGUUCAGUGAUUUUUUUAUUUAAGAGAGGAUAGAUAAGCUUAGAGACUCAGGUUGCCUGCUUUGAUUUUGUUGGCACUCCCGUAUUUUGCUCUCGUUAAGGUAGUUUUCAGAGAACAUUUUGCUUCACUCAGCUGCAUCUCCUAGUGUUGAUUCAAGGCUCGACCACAGCACACUGAGACACAGUGGUCCUGGACAGUGACAUUUUCUCACACAGGAACACACUGCACAUUUUGAAAACAGCCCUUAGUUUGAGGUGACAGUUACUGUGGAACAAGAAUGAAGGUACAAGACCGUGAACCAGCCGGUUACCAGAAAAAGGAGACCACCACACAGACAGGGGGCAGCAGAGCAUCAGACAUAAGUGCAUCCUAUGCACAGCAUGGAUUCCUCUCAGGGCUGCCUGUGCUAGAUGCCCUAGAGCUGCAGGCAGCCAGGGAGGCAUUUGAAAAGCUGGAAAGGGAGUUUGGUAAAGAGUACACCCAGUACAGUCUCCACAAUGUCCAUCUGCAGUACGACUGGGUGAUGGCCCUAGCAAAGCACCCCAAGGUCCUAGAGCCAAUCAGCACAAUCCUCGGGCCAGAUGUCAUCUUGCUUGACUCCCGCUUCAUCUGCAAAUAUCCUGUUGGUGCUACUUCCAAAGGACAGGUGGGGAAUGGCAUCACUGUUGCCAAGCAGAACAGUGCACUCGACAAUGAGGAGGGGAAUUAUGGGAAAGCUCAUGCUGGACAGCAGGAUAAACCAGGGUUGCCUUUUGUUGCCUGGCACCAGGACAUGAGAUACUGGGGUUUGGCUGGGGGGCCAGUGCUCUCAGUAUGGCUGGCUCUUGAUGACGCUUCGGAGGACAAUGGAGCCCUGCAGGUCAUUCCAGGCAGUCACUGUUCUGGGCUCGUCCCACACCAGCCCUCACCCCGCUCAGGAAACAUGCUGUCUGUCAAUCAAGAGAUCCCAGAGGAGCUGGUGAAAACUGAUGAAGCUGUACUUUGCCCACUGCUGGCAGGGCAGAUGUCUGUGCAUGAUGGACUGCUGAUCCACGGCAGUGACCCCAACACGUCAGGAAGAAGGCGCUGUGGGUUUGUGAUACGUUUUGUCCCCACCUGUGCCUAUCCCAUUCAGGACCCGGAUCGUCCUCGUAGUUUCAAUGCCACAGUGCUGGUUUGUGGCACUGACAAGUUCAGGAAUUUUCCCAACAAUACCCCAGAACUGUAGAAGGCUGUGAGCACCACCAUCCAGUGCCUGCUGCCUCCUUGAAGAUGAUAUUUUAUAUCAUUCUCUAUCAUACCGAGCUUUGUUUUAUGCAUUUUAUGUGACAGAGAUGCACACUCGAAUAACUCAGGAUUCAUUGUUUAUCUGUGGCAUGGCUUGUACCAUAUCCAGAGAUCAAAGCAAAUAUGUUCACAUGGAGUUCAUGCAGAAUCUGUGUUGUGAUCUCAUGAAUAAUGGCAAGAAUUCUGGCAUCUGUGGUAGUCACAUAAUUGUAUUCAAUGACUGUUUUACUUGCGACUGUCUGAUGUAUGUUAACCAGUUCAUAAUAAGCAACCCUUACUAAAUCCAAUAAUAGCCUCAACUUCAUUGUUACAUGCUAAAUAUCAAGUUCAUUUUGUGUUCUUUUUCUGCUUGCAUACAAUAAAAAAAUGAACUUCAA